CAAAAACUUCUGAGUACAGUAACACUGUAUCAUGGCAGGCAUGACCGACAAUUUGGCGGCGGAAGUCGCUGAGCUGCAGACGCUGUUAGAGCAGACCAAGACGAGUGGCAACCGCCGCGACCUGCAGCAGCUGCUGCAGCGCAAGCAGAAGGCGCUGGAGGCCGCCAAGAAGCCCCAGGAAGGGCCCAAAGAGGUGGACCCACAGCCCGCCAAAGUGACUGCAACUCGCCCUGCAGCAAGCGACCUGACGACGUUCACGGAGAUUAGUCGCUUUGGCUGGGAAGACGAUGGAUACGGCAAGGAAAAGGUGGCUGUCUACAUCAUGUCGGGCAUCGACGGGGUCGGCAAUUUGCCCCAGGAGAACGUGACGUGCCACUUCACCAAGACAUCGUUCGACCUGAAGAUUAUUGGGCUGGACAGCAAGAAUUACCGGCUGGUCAAACACAACUUGGAGAAGGAGAUCGACCCGGUUAAGAGCUCGUUCCGCGUGAAGAAGAACCGCGUCACGAUCUCGCUGUACAAGGCGGACAAGAAUAACAUGUGGAUGAACCUCACGGCCAAAAACCCGCUGAAGACUAGCAAACCCGACACUAGCGACCCUUCUGCAGGCAUCAUGGACAUGAUGAAGAACAUGUACGAUGAAGGUGACGAUGAGAUGAAGCGCUCGAUCGCCAAAGCGUGGACUGAAAGUCGGCAGAAAACGGAUGCUGCUAGCCCCUUCUAACGGAGUAGCAGGCACCUUGAUGGGUCCAACACUCGAUGCAUUUUAGCCACCUCUAAUUAUCAUCUAACGUGCAGACACGGACGUCCCAUCUAUUCGUUUUCCACUCGGAUCUCCUUAAUAUCGUCGCCACUUGUCACUACAAUGACCUCGUUGUUCUCUACUGCUGUCUUGAUUCGUUUGUGCUCUGCGCCCUUCUUCUUUACCCGAAAACUCUCGUUGGUCUCGCCUGUUUCCACUUG
This is a messenger RNA of Phytophthora infestans T30-4, 963 nucleotides long. RefSeq lists its product as uncharacterized. Gene Ontology annotation, molecular function: ubiquitin protein ligase binding; tubulin binding; S100 protein binding. The coding region runs from base 32 to 724 and encodes 230 amino acids. The record is from RefSeq and is a predicted model, not a curated record. Gene Ontology annotation, cellular component: nucleus. NCBI's taxonomy places the organism in Eukaryota, Oomycota, Peronosporomycetes, Peronosporales, Peronosporaceae. The transcript is spliced from 4 exons.